AUGAACGGAUUUUUGGACCUCUACAGGGUACAAUACGAAUGCCCGUGUGGUUCAUGGUACCCUUUAAGCUAUUUAUAUUAUUGUAAGCCAUGUAACCACAUCAGAUGUACGGACUGUGCUUUGGAAGACGUAGACAAGACUUAUUGUCCGACUUGUAUCGACGACACAGUCAUUGACGACAGUCGGUUUGGUAAAGGAACAUGUUCAGUUUGUUACACAUGUCCUGUUUGCAGUAAGUUUAUGUUUUUAUUUCAGUAUUAUAGGUUUAGGUAAUAAAUUUAACUUCGUGUCGUAUAAUGUGUCAUGAGUACAUUAAUUUGCUUAAACAUAUUGAGUAGAACGCAAAGCUUUUAAAAAUUGAACUCCAUGUUUUAAUUGAGUCAAAUAUAGUGACUUUUUAGUGACUGUGAUCGAUUUCCUUUCUUAUUUUCCCUGUUUUAUCUCAUUUUAGGUGACAAAUUGGUGUUUCGCGCGUUAGUGGAGACCAACCAGCAUUAUCUUCACUGUAAUAGCUGUAUGUGGAACACGAAUGAUGCUCAGUUACCCAGUCAAGCUAGGAAGAACGAAUGGCCGUCGUUCCCAAACGCUAUGGAAGACAAGCUUCUCAGGGUCCAAGCUCAUCUAAAACAACUUUCGACGUUCGAGAAAAACGAAACAGACAAACCGUCAAGGAGAUCUAUGUCUAACCUUGGUCAUGUUGCAAGUGGACGUUACGGUAUUUUACAGUUGAUGGAGACGAGAAGGAAAAAGAUUAUGGCACGGCCAGUGUCGAUUGAGAACUUGAACACUUCGGAUGUUGAAGGUAAUAUAGGUCCAGGGACGUCGUUUGGGAGGGGGGGGAGGGGGUGUGUUUUUUUUCCGCACUUGUACGCGGAAAAACGAAAAAAAAAUUUUGCAAAAUCGGUCCACAGGUAGCUUACCUGUGGACGAAAAAAUUGUUUUCGACCUCCCACCCUAAGAGAAAAUCUGUAGCGAUGUCCCUGUAUAGGUCUUAACUGUUUUGCUAACACUGACCUUGAUUGCUGUUGUGAAACAAAGGAUCUUGUAUUUUGCUUAUGUAACGAUUAAUAUUCAGCAAAUUACGGUCAAAAACACAUUGAAUCUCUAAAAUUUCAGAACUUGACCCAUCAGUUUAUACAGAACAAGUUAGUGAGUACGAUGUGCCAAAGUUGGAACAAGUCAUUCGUUUGCCGUUUUGCAAUCCUAAAGCCAUGUAUCCUAUUCAUCUGAAAAUGCACGGAAGGAUUCAUGUACGAUGUCCCGAACAUGAUGUUACCAUCUAUCGUGGAGAAUUCGCCAUCUUGAAGACUAAACCUCGACAUCAUGUAAGGGAAAACACCAUUCAGGCUUUAAAAUCAUGAUACUAUAUUAUGAUGGUUUCUGAGCAACAUAAGAGAACGUACACUAAUUAUUAAACUCAAUUACUAGUUAUCGUAUUACGAACUUCUUAAAUUUUCAGAUUCCCUGCUCCGAUUUCUGUCCAGAACUAAAGUUUAGCCAUGAGACUGAUUUUUCGAUAUCCGACACCUUCUCAGUGUUCAUUACAAUUAUGAAUUCUUCCUUUUCCCCAAUGAGUGUGAAGAUUGAGCCUCAGAAAAUAGAUGAUCCAAAUUGCCUAAUAUGUGACAAUGAACCGUUUGAAUUCAAAGGAGAAUCUGCCAUUCAAAACAAAGAUACCAGUGGAACAGUAGAAUUGUCAAGUGAUUUUAAAGCUGAUUCGUUCACAGGAGCUGCUUUGGAAGCUGAUGAUGUUGGGCAAGUCAAAUUCUCUGGGGGGGUGGAGACCCAAAUUUUUUUUUCGUCGUUUUUUCACCUACAGGUACACCUACCUGUGCAUUUUUUUUCGGAUCGGCUCAGGGAAUCACCCCGAACCAAUAGAAUUUUAACCUUACGUAUUUAAUACGUUCCUAUGACAUCUUCCUUUAAAAAUUUUAGUGAUAGUGAUUUUAGAAUUGUUGUUUUCCGUGCCCAACACCGAGUAGGAGUACAUUUGAAGUGCAGAGCUCAAGAUGGAUGUACAGGGCCUGAGGACUGUUACCUACUGCUACAGGUUACAUAUAAAACUGACAAAGCCGAAAAGCAGUCUACAAACCGCGUUAAAUUAUACCUUUAA
Molecule: messenger RNA, 2113 nt
Organism: Bursaphelenchus okinawaensis
Lineage: Eukaryota; Metazoa; Nematoda; Chromadorea; Rhabditida; Aphelenchoididae
Source: the annotation of a GenBank genome assembly